AUGGCCAUCCUCGGCCUUUUUGGCAGACGCGACAAGCACAAGGCCCCGUCCGACGCCGCAAAGUCCACCACCGCGUCCUCUGGCUCCGUCGACACCGACGACCUUGCCACCGUCCCAUCUCUCCACCAGAAUGCUGUAUAUGCUAGCUCACCCACCGCCUCCUCGAGCAAACUGAUGCUGGCCUUUCGUCACAAAAAGUCUCCUCGUUCGCCCCCCGCUGCUUCCGACGGUCUUCUCCGUCCACCUGCACCACACGCUUACCUCUCCAGUGCGAGAUCGGAGCCGGGACAUGGUCCGCUAGAUCCUCCACCUACCAGGUCAAAUUUAUUCUCUGAUUCAGACGGUGGACGGUCGGUCAGAUCUCUCCCCGCUCAUACCUUCUCCCGCUCUAGGGAGGGCAUCGUACUCGAUGACCCCAACACCUCCCCGCCUCCCAAGAAAUCCAAGGGUAUCUUCGCCUGGGCCCACAGAGAACGCAAACAGUCAAAACCUCUUCCCGCUACCCCUGACAUCAAUCUCGACACCGACUCCUUCAACCUGCGCUCCUUCCGUCAUGUCGGCCCAGAGUCUCCUCACGAGAGCCCCCGUCCACCGUCGUCCCUGUCUACGAGCCCAUACCUCAUUCCACGCCCGCGUGGGGACAGCAUCGCUUCAGAUUCAUCACAGCGCAUAUCUGUCGCCGCGUUUCGUGAGAUGGCCGCACGGCGCAGCAUGACGAAUUCCCCUUCACCGUCUUCUGUGGACAUGUCACGAAUGGAGCCUUCACCCUCUCUUCGGCCCCCGCCUUCUCAUGUUGUGAGCUCAGCCUCUCCCUCUACCGGCACACCUUCUCUCUCAGUCAGUGCGCCUCUCGCUGUGAGCCCGCCGUCUUUCACUGUGAAGACGUCACCGCUCCUCGCAGCGCGUCGUACUACGGUGCCACUUUCAGGAUCCUCGGAUUCGAGCGAAGAACCGGAGGAGUCGGAGUCCGGUGAGGACUCCGCUGACUCUUCGACGCUGCGUCCGAAACGCGACGCGACGAUCACCAGAAGGACCGCUGGAAAGGCAUCUACCGAGCUUGGCCAUCUCAUGCGUCCCAUACCUCGAAUAGCGCCCUCCGCGUCUGCACAGUCGGGAAGUAGCAGCAGGGAAAGUGUAAUUACUCGCCAAAGGGCCUCUGCCUCGACUUCUGCGUUGCAACCCAAUGCUGCAGCUCAGCGUGCGUCCAUACUUGCUGCCGAGAAAGCUCCCGUCGUGAAAGGGUCUCAUAUUCAUUCGAGGAAGAAGCUCGCGGGAAAGGAACUCGACGACACCUCAGCCAGCUCCGAUUCCGACACUGAUUCUGACAACGCACCGCUGUCGAAGUACGUGAUACCAAAGCGGCCGGGGAGCGCCGCUUCACAUGCCACUUCCCGGAGUCGAGUGCCUACGAAGCCUCUCAUUGACAUCUCGUCCAUGACCGUGAACGCACCACCCCUCAUGUUCUCACAGGAGACAGUCGAAUCCCCCGUUUCGCCGAAACAAGCCGAAAGGGGGAAAGAGAAGGAGUCUCCUGUGUCGCCUACGCCAGAACAGGUUCCUACGCCCAUCGAAAAGCCCACUCUCAACGAUCGUCUUAGUCGUCUCACCCAAGGGGUCGCGGGUCGAUCCGCUGAAAAUUUGCUCAAGUUCCCGCAAGUGGAUGAGGAUAAAGGUUCGCGCGAACGUUCGAUGCCGCCUGCUCCAACGCGAAGCCAAACAGCACCCAUGGACAUGUUCGCCCCCAGUCCGCCGUCGCCGUCGUCUCCUCCGGAUCCGCCAACCCCGUCGUCGAAGAAGAUCAACGGACGAUCGAUGUCUUCGCCCAGCGCGACCUUCGAGGGCAUCAAGGACCUUUCGGACCCCUCCCCUAUCGUACCCACUCUGAUACGCGAACGUUCCCCUCCGCCUGCAUUCAGCGUCACAUCCCGCCCAACCUCGCAGCUUUCUGUUGCAUCGCAGUCGCAGCCUCCGCCGCCUACCGUGCGCAUAGUCCAAUCUCCCCCUGAGCGGCAGCCGUCGCCUCUCUCUCCAUCUCUGCGUUCCACCCCUGAGGAGCCCGUUCGAUCGCUGCCGGCUCCUCUCAUUACCUUACCGCCCUCGAAUGCAUUCACCGGAGGAGGCCUCCUCGCAGGCGGUGCCCCCAUUCCGCACCCGCACGGGUCCCGACCACCUCCCAGCUCGCCCACGAAACGCCCGGGGCGCCCUCGCGCACCAAGCAGCAAUGCAUAUCCUCCGAGGGAGGACUCACUGCCUCCCACCUUACGGCCGUUCGCCGAGGUCAACGGGCGGCGCGGCAGCCCCGCGCGCACGGACGCCAGCAGCCAGAUCACCUCCGCUUCGUCUUCCGCGUCUUCCGUCCUGCCGGCCGCCCCUGCCCCGGUGCAGUCCAAAGCGCCGCCGCCGCGAACAGCGAAGCCAGCCCGCCCACGCUCGAGCACGCUCACGGUCGUGCCGCCGCUCGGUGCCGCGCCUCCGCCGAAGCCGUUCGCGGCGGGCCCGCGGGGAUACAGCCCUGCGAGCUCGACGGGUGACUCGAGCAGCGGGCGCACGCCGGUCACGCCGCAGGAUGACGGGGAGUUUAACUAUAGUCGUCGUAAAAAGGAUGCGGGCCAGGGUCAGGCGACUUCCAACCACAGUCAGUCCACGCUUGGACAGCCGCCGCGGAGAGGACAACGGAGAGGGGCGAGUGUUACAUUCGAUGAGACAGUGCGUGAGCGCGGGAGGUCUUCGGCGAGGGAGCGGGAGCGGGAGAAAGAGAAGGAGGAGCGGGAGACAAGGGAGAUGGAGGAGAGCAGGCGGAAGGAGAGGCGCCUUACUGAGGCGAAAGCUGCUCUUGAGCUCGGAAAAAUCGUCAAUGGGAAGGCGCCCCUCGUCGAUGACGAUGACGAAGAGGCUCCUACUCUCGAUAACAUGGGCCCGCGGAUGAGCAUGAUGAACCCGAUGAUGGGCAUGGGCUCUAUGGGCGGGAUGAACAUGACGCUCACUCCGCCGUCGCCGAUGGCCUGGCAGCAGCAAAACAUGUUAAGCCAGCAACAGUACAUGAUGCCGAUGCAGCAGCCGAAUGCGGACGUCGCGUUCCUCGCCGCGCACCAGCAGGCGAUGCUCGCCGCGAAGCACGCGUACCAGAUGGCCGUGGCGCAGCAGGCGAUGGCGGUCGCCGAGGAGGAAUGGGAGCGCGGGUCCGUCGGCGCCGCGAGCGCGCUCAGCUUCACGCCCCGGCCCACGAUGGGCGGGAUGUUCCCCGGCAGUGGGUACGGCAUGGGCGUGGGCAUGGGCGGGAUGGGCAUGAACGCAUGGGGCGGGAACAUGAUGGUGCCCCCCAGCUCGCAGUCGAUGUAUGCGGGCAGCGUGAUUGGCAGCGAGCUCGGCGUUGGCACCAGGGGAUCUGGGUGGGCCACGCGUAGUGCGUAUGGCGAACCGACUGGACCGUCGAACAUGUUCCGCACGACGGGGUAUGCGUUCCCUGCGCCACCACCGCUCCCCACCGGUCGCUCGGACUCAGGGCAGCUUGGGCCACAGUCGCGUCCAGGCCCCCGGCCCCGUACCCGCACUGCACCGUCGUCCGAGAAUCCGCGCCGCGCGCCCCCGCCAUCGAGUUGGAAAACAAGCGCACAGCGCCCGGCGUGA
Messenger RNA from Sparassis crispa, 3627 nucleotides. RefSeq lists its product as hypothetical. NCBI's taxonomy places the organism in Eukaryota, Fungi, Basidiomycota, Agaricomycetes, Polyporales, Sparassidaceae. The record is from RefSeq and is a predicted model, not a curated record. Bases 1 to 3627 code for a protein of 1208 amino acids. The transcript has 3 exons.